UGCACUUAUAUACUUGAUCCUCUCUCACGACUGGGCUGGAAAUUUCACCAUUGCCUCAAGUUAUCAAAGACUAGUGGUUUGAUCCAAGGCCUAACCCAAAGACAUGCCCUUGGAUAAACAAUUAAUAUAAAGUAAAAAAGAAAGAUUAACAAACGCAUCAUGAUCGGUGCAUUUUGGUCGUCUCUACAUCAUUUCCCAAAAGCAAAUAAUUUAUAAAAUUUAUACGUAGUUUCAUAAUUGAAUGUCCAUUAUCAAUAGUCCUACUCCUAAUUUCAUGAUAUAGUUUUUAGUUAUUUUCUUUUUAAAAAAAAUAUUAAUGUAGCUGGAUCGAGUCUACACGUGGCCCUGCCCUGUUUUAACCACCAAUCCUAAAAUUUGGCGGGAUUUGAAAUUUAUUUCUUGAAUCCUAAUGUUAGAUUCCGCCAUUUCACAAGUUUUCUUUUUAAAAGAAAAUCUGGCGCCGGAAUAACCCAAUCUUUAUCUUACUAUAAGCAUUGGUAUCCAAAAACGAAUAAUAAAACCCUAGCUAGUCGUUCAAGGGGCAGAGAGGUUUCAGAUCUCAUCGGAAAUGAACAGUGACGAGGAGUUUAUUAUGCAAUUCUCAGACUCCGAAAAGCAGCCUGAAAGAAAACUCAAACGUCUUAAGAGAGCUACCGACGAUGUUACUAGAGAUCCUCUCCCUAUUCCAUCACCUGACGACAAUGCACCGUCGUCGUUUCAUGACGUGAACUCAAAAGAAUCCCUAGAUAGAGUAGAAGCGAAUGCUCAAGAAGAACUCGAGGAAAUAGAUGCAAGAGAUAAGUCCCGAUUUGAGGCUUUCAAAGAUUUGGAUUCUGGAUUUGAUAGUUUGGAUGUUGAGGGAAGCCGACCUGGCGCUAAGAGAGCUUUGGGAUUUGAUUGUGCCGCUGAAGAUUUUGAUGUGGAGGGUGGAGAUCUAACGGCUACGGAAGUGCAGGUAGAAAAUAAAAUUAAUCAUUUGGACGGAAUUAAGGAGAAAAGAGAGAAAAAAAAGAAUAAGAAGAAGAGAGCGAAGAGUGCAGGUGAUGAUGGUUAUGAUGAAAAUAUAUCUUCAGCCGCCCCUAACAAAAGGAGGAGAGACAAGGAAAGAAGAGAACGGCUUAAGGAUCUCCGUUCUGAAUCUCAGAAAUUGUUGAGAGAAACUAGAGAUGCAUCUUUUAAACCUCUGCCUUUUGUUCAAAAGUCUGUAUCUUCUGUUCUGGAGAAGAUACGGCAAAGAAAGCAUGAACUUUCGAGAAAAUCUGUUAUUGAUGUCCAUGAUACUAUUACAAGAGAGGUUACUUUAGACUUUGAUUUUGAAAAUUCUCCUAUUAAAGACAAGGUUACGGAAGCAGAUAAUGAAGAAAGAACUGGGUAUUCUGUUGAUGGGGAGGGUAGUUCGGUUGCACGGAGUGCACAAGGAUCUAGGGAGGCUUCAAAUAACAGUCAUAAAAGUUUGACUCCUCAGAUGGCUUUGGCCGAGGAUACAAAACAAACAUUUCGAGCUCCUAUUGAUGAUACUCAGGAUCUAAUUUUUGAUUCCCAAACAAGUGAAUUUAAUGAUGAGCUGUCAGAUGAGAUGCCCAGCAGUCCAUUAGAAGAUGUUAUGGCACCUUCUUUCCUUGUAAUGGACUUAAAGCUUGAUUCUGCUCCUCCUGAUGAAUUUUCUUCUGAUGAAGAGGAGAAUGACAAGGAGAACAUUGAUCCUUUCCUGCGAGGAUUAGUAGACGACUUACCUUCAUCUCCAAAAGGUGAUCCUGUGAAAGCUUUUGUUGAUGAUGAAGCUGAGGAAGAAGAUGAUAGUGAUAAUGACCUAGCUCGUUUCAAAGAUAAUGAGGAAGAUGAGGAUAUCAUGGACUCUGAGGAACUAAAUGAAAUAAUAGCAACUGGAUAUGAAGAAAAGCCAGUGGACAAUGAUUUACGCAAUCAACUUCAUCAGAAGUGGCUUGAACAGCAAGAUGCUGCUGGAACAGAAAAUCUUUUGCACAGACUGAAAUGCAAUUCUAAACAGAGACAAAUUGAAGAGGAAGAAGAUGAGGAGAGUGAAGAGGUUGAAGAAGAGUUUCUUGAUGAUCCUGCAGAAUACCUUGGUCCAAGAAAUGCAGUGCGAAUGAACUUGAAGAAAGCUAAAGAAAUGAUUUGUCAAAUGUUUACAGAUAAAGAUGUAUAUGUUUCCUCUGAUGAUGAGGAAACUGAAGAAAGGCUUGCUAAGCAGAACCUUUCUGAUAAAUCUGAAAAGCAGGCUAAAUUCUUGUCACCAGCUGAGGAUGAAGGCUGCAGAGGAAUCUUCAGUCGCAUAAAAAAGUUGAAUGGCGUGCUAGACACUAGGAGGAGAGCCAAAAUAUCAUCCCAUUUUCAUACGUUGUCAAUAGGAGGAGACAAGACUGCGCCAUCAAAGUCUUCUUUCCUAAGUCGGAGGUCAAGAAAUUCACUGCCAUCAGUCCACAAACAUGGUACAAGCACAGUUCGUUCAUUUGUCUUUGAAAGAGAUGACAGCAACAGCAGGAGUGCAAUCUCAAUGUCAGAGGAUUCUUUAGAUGCGAGAGAGAGAAGAGCGAAGAAAACUGCAUCGGCCAAGUACAGUAGCUCGCAAGUUAGAUCCAGUGCUCAAAACACUGAAACUAAAGCAGAGAAGAGUUCUGGCUCUUCACUACACGAAAUAUUAAGGUGCCAAUCAAUGCAAUCUAGCAGCUUUAGUCAUGGUAGCAUGGCUGGCCAAGUCGAAGCCAUAUAUGCUUCUUUUAAAUUGGAUCGAAGUCUUGUAAAGAAAGAGCGUGGUGUAUCUAUAAGAACGGCGUAGGAUGUUCAGUGGCUCCAAAAUGCUGUAAUCGUACUUGAUGUUCUUUUAACUAAGAUGCGCCAAAAUUAAUGCGUAUGUAAAGCUUCUUUCUUCAAUCUUUCAUGGAAUCUGUUUAUGAAACAGUUGGCUUGCUUUCAAUGCAGUGUGCCAUGUGCAGAUUUUCUGCCCACUAAUGGCAAUGA
Ricinus communis (castor bean) is the source of this 2979-nucleotide messenger RNA. Its product is annotated as glutamic acid-rich protein. The coding region runs from base 569 to 2797 and encodes 742 amino acids. The record is from RefSeq and is a predicted model, not a curated record. NCBI's taxonomy places the organism in Eukaryota, Viridiplantae, Streptophyta, Magnoliopsida, Malpighiales, Euphorbiaceae. The transcript is spliced from 11 exons.